This is a messenger RNA of Racocetra persica, 305 nucleotides long. NCBI's taxonomy places the organism in Eukaryota, Fungi, Glomeromycota, Glomeromycetes, Diversisporales, Gigasporaceae. The record is from the annotation of a GenBank genome assembly.
CACUUCAACCGAUAUUGAUAAACAAAAUUUUGCUGACUGGCUUUUACAAAUUGGAGAAGAUCGUGCUGAAAGAUUCCCACACAACAACAAUUUUAUUAAAAUUCCGGAUGAUAUCUUUUUACCAUCUCAAGACAUACGCACAUUAAUAGAUUUUGUAUAUCCCGAUCUUACAUCACAGGCUAAUAAUUCUUCCUACUUAAUGGAACGUGGAAUUCUUGCUCCCAAAAAUACAGAUGUCUCUACUAUUAACUCUACUAUUCUAAAUUUAUAUCCAGGUGACGAAAUUGAAUAUUUAAGCACGGAUA